AGCGUGUCAACAUGUUGACAUGAAAAGCAAACGCAGAGCAUCUGACAUCAACUGACACGUAGCCGACAAGAAAAUUGUAAUUGUCCGUAUUUAAUUUAUUUCCAUUGAACUUCCAUAAAACGUUUUAAAACAACUGUGUCAAGAUGACUGCCGUGGAGCAGCCAUGCUACACCCUUAUAAACCUACCCUCUGAUUCGGAGCCAAACAAUGAGAUGCAACUCAAGAUGGACCUUGAGAAAGGUGACACCAAAACAAAAAUUGAUGCAUUAAAGAAGGUAAUCAACAUGAUUCUCGCCGGUGAGCGUCUUCCCGGCGUCCUGAUGAUAAUCAUAAGGUUUGUCCUUCCAUUGCAAGACCACACAAUUAAAAAACUUUUGCUAAUUUUCUGGGAGAUUGUUCCUAAAACAUCUGCAGAUGGCAAACUUUUACAAGAAAUGAUUCUUGUUUGUGAUGCAUAUCGUAAAGAUUUACAACAUCCAAAUGAAUUUUUGCGUGGGUCGACUUUGCGUUUUCUAUGCAAACUAAAAGAACCUGAAUUGUUGGAACCCCUGAUGCCUGCCAUCAGAGUUUGUCUAGAGCAUCGUCAUUCGUAUGUUCGGCGCAACGCCGUUUUGGCCAUCUUUACAAUCUACCGCAAUUUUGAAUUUCUCAUCCCUGACGCGCCUGAAUUAGUUGCCACCCUCUUGGAAACCGAGCAGGAUAUGUCGUGCAAGCGUAACGCAUUCUUAAUGUUAUUACAUGCUGAUCAAGACCGUGCGCUUUCCUAUCUAGCUUCAUGCUUAGAUCAGGUGAAUACUUUCGGGGAUAUCUUACAGUUGGUUAUAGUAGAGUUGAUUUAUAAAGUCUGCCAUGCGAACCCUAACGAACGCUCUCGGUUCAUCCGAUGCAUCUACAACUUACUGAAUUCAAGUAGUCCUGCUGUACGGUAUGAAGCCGCAGGUACUUUGAUAACUCUAUCCAACGCUCCAACAGCUAUCCGUGCCGCUGCAAGUUGCUACAUUGAAUUGAUAGUUAAAGAAAGCGAUAAUAAUGUAAAACUUAUAGUAUUGGAUCGCUUGAUUGCGUUGAAAGACCAUCCAAGUCACGAGAAAGUUCUGCAAGAAUUGGUUAUGGAUAUUCUACGUGUCCUUGCAAGCCCCGAUCUUGAAGUUAGGAAGAAGACGUUGAAUCUAGCGUUAGACUUGGUUUCGUCGAGAAAUAUCGAAGAGAUGGUGCUGGUUCUUAAGAAGGAAGUGGCUAAGACACAUGAUGUUGAACAUGAAGACACCGGCAAGUAUCGACAAUUGCUUGUAAGGACUUUACACUCCUGCAGUAUUAAAUUCCCCGAUGUUGCUAGUACGGUGAUUCCCGUUUUGGUCGAGUUUCUUUCGGAUACUAACGAAUUGGCCGCGGCUGAUGUAUUGAUCUUCGUAAGAGAAGCUAUACAAAAGUUCGAAAAUCUAAGGCCGAUUAUUAUCGAAAAGUUGUUGGAGUCGUUUGGCGAUGUGAAGACUUCUAAGAUACAUCGAGCUGCCUUGUGGAUUUUGGGUGAAUAUGCAACUACAGCCACGGAUAUUGAAUGUGUUUUAAGAGAGAUUAAUGCAACGUUGGGUGAUGGACCGUUGUUGGAAAUUGAACAGCGAUUACACGCCGGUGAGAACCCCGAAGAAGGACAGAAUGCUGCAAAUGGAAAUAGCGCAACUGGAGGAUCUGCUUCCACUGGCACAAGCAGUAACAAUACUCUGGUUACAUCGGAUGGCACUUACGCAACUCAAUCUGCAUUUAAUACUACCCAGGUGUCUAAGAAAGAAAAGCGUCCGCCUUUGCGACAGUACAUGAUGGAUGGCGACUUUUUCAUUGCGGCUGGUCUAGGCACUACCUUAACUAAGCUGGCAUUGAGGUAUGCUGAGUGUUCUCAGGACGCCAAGAAGAAAAAUAAGUUUGAUGCUAGUGUCAUGCUAAUCAUGGCUGGUAUUAUUCACCUUGGAAAGUCCGGCUUGCCCACCAAGGCUAUCACAAAUGAUGAUACUGAUCAUCUUCUCUUCUGUUUGCGAGUUUUGUCCGAUCGUUCACCGAAAGUUAUCGAGAUUUUCAAUCUGCGGUGCCGAAAUGCACUCAACGAGAUGCUGCUCGCCAAAGAACUCGAAGAUAUGUCCAUCCAAAAGGCUAAAGAGAAGCCUAACAAUAAGAUUCAGGCUGAUGACCCUAUUAGUUUCUUGCAGUUAAAUCAGGAUAAGUCUGGAGAGCUCGGCGAUAACAUUUUCGAGUCGUCUCUGUCGCAAGCUUUAGUUGGUGGUCGCAAUACUGGAUCAGAACUUGUUUCAACCAGUAAACUUAACAAGGUUACUCAGCUUACUGGAUUCUCCGAUCCUGUAUAUGCUGAAGCGUAUGUCCAUGUUAAUCAAUACGAUAUUGUUCUUGACGUACUCAUUGUCAAUCAAACUACAGACACUUUACAGAACUGUACUUUGGAAAUCGCUACCCUUGGUGAUUUAAAACUUGUGGAGAAACCGCAACCCGUUGUAUUGGCUCCAAAGGACUUCUGUAAUAUCAAGGCGAAUGUCAAAGUCGCCUCAACAGAGAAUGGGAUUAUUUUCGGUAAUAUUGUAUACGAUGUUACCGGAGCUGCCUCCGAUCGCAAUGUGGUUGUACUGAAUGACAUCCACAUUGACAUCAUGGAUUAUAUUGUUCCCGCUUCGUGCACGGAUACAGAAUUCCGCAGCAUGUGGGCUGAGUUUGAAUGGGAGAACAAGGUUUCUGUGGUUACUACCAUCACCGACUUGGCGGAUUAUUUGAAGCAUUUGCUGAAGAGCACGAAUAUGAAGUGUUUGACGCCGGAGAAGGCAUUAUCCGGGCAGUGUGGGUUCAUGGCGGCGAAUAUGUACGCCAAGAGUAUUUUUGGUGAGGAUGCGCUUGCCAACUUGAGCAUUGAGAAACCUUUCAACAAACCCGAAGCGGCAGUUACCGGACAUAUUCGCAUUCGAGCCAAGAGUCAGGGCAUGGCAUUGAGUUUGGGUGAUCAGAUCAACAUGUGCCAGAAGAGCUAUCAAACCAAAGUGGUGGCUGGAUAAUCUAUUGUGUUUGCAUGCUGAUUGAAUCAACUUUAUUAUUUUAUUCAUAAGAUUCAAUUUAUUCCAUUGUGCAAGUAAAUUAAAAUAAACUAAAUACUGUGUAAUUCUUAGCCUCAUUGAGUUAUGUAGCCAAUAUAUUGAUAUAUUUUCA
Dalotia coriaria is the source of this 3201-nucleotide messenger RNA. RefSeq names its product coatomer subunit beta (gene betaCOP). Bases 144 to 3050 code for a protein of 968 amino acids. The transcript is spliced from 3 exons. Gene Ontology annotation, biological process: intracellular protein transport; intra-Golgi vesicle-mediated transport; endoplasmic reticulum to Golgi vesicle-mediated transport. Gene Ontology annotation, molecular function: structural molecule activity. Gene Ontology annotation, cellular component: COPI vesicle coat; cytoplasm. The record is from RefSeq and is a predicted model, not a curated record. NCBI's taxonomy places the organism in Eukaryota, Metazoa, Arthropoda, Insecta, Coleoptera, Staphylinidae.